CGGGCUGGCGGUGGCCAACACGGGUCAAUGCCUCACGGACACUUUCACCGUGACAAAUCCCGGUGGUGCCAGUCAACCAACCAUAUGUGGUAUCAACUCUGGAGAGCAUAUGUAUGUGGAUGCAUCUGAAUGUUGUAACGACCUGGUGUUCCUUCUUGGUGGGGAGGGCAUUGGGACUAAUAUAAGGCAGCGUCAAUGGUCCAUCAAGAUCACCCAGUAUAGCUGUGAUUAUGAGAACCUGGCCCCUGGUGGAUGUACUCAAUAUUUCUUUGAUACAGACGGCGUCGAUACUGUCCAAACAUACAAUUUUGAUGGGGGUCUUCACUUGGCCAGUCAAAACCAGAAUAUCUGUGUCAGACGGGAACGGGGGAAUUGCAAGAUUUGCUGGACUGCUUCCAAUGACGAAGAUUUCGAUUUGUCAGGAACUUCUUCCCCCUUGGCUUUUGUCACGACUUCAGCUUGUUGCGGUCAUGGAUCAAAUGGAGUAUCUUCUUUCGGUUAUGAUUGCGUGUCCAUCCCUGGGGCUAAAACUGCUUUGGGACCCUCAACGAAAAUAGGCCCAUCAAGAAUAUGCGGAAGAAACAAGGGCUUGGGCACUACUUUCAGUGGUCCUCAAGUUACAAUAUGUACUCAACAAACUCCAUUCAAUAUCAGAUUUCUUAGCGAUAAAUAUGAAGUUUUUGGAGACAUCAGCGAAUCUGGCCAAAUGAACAAAGGAUUUCGACUCACCUACAUUCAAUCUAGCAAUGGAUGCUAACAAUGGAUGUAAAUAAAUCUAACUAUA
This is a messenger RNA of Tigriopus californicus, 784 nucleotides long. RefSeq lists its product as uncharacterized. Lineage: Eukaryota; Metazoa; Arthropoda; Copepoda; Harpacticoida; Harpacticidae. The transcript is spliced from 8 exons. The record is from RefSeq and is a predicted model, not a curated record. The coding region runs from base 110 to 757 and encodes 215 amino acids.